AUGACAGCUCCUUCGCCAGAUCCAAAUGCUAUUGCUUUGGCACAGCAAGGAUUUGGAGUUAUGGGAAGGUUUGGGCACCUCAGGGGGUUUGCAGUAUCUAUGGCUUCUGCAAGCUCCUCCAUUGCCCGCCAUGGCUCUUCCCAAUCCACAACUACCACUUCCCUUUCCCUUCCCACCUUCUACGGCCUCAAGUCAACCGCCGCCACUUCCCGCCGCCGUAUUGCCAAUGUCCCAACCACCACCACUCGCCACUCUGUACCACGCGCCUCCGCUACUGUAGAGACACUAGAGAAAACUACAGAUACGGCCCUCGUUGAAAAAUCGGUCAAUACUAUCCGGUUCUUGGCCAUCGAUGCCGUUGAGAAGGCCAACUCGGGUCACCCGGGUCUGCCAAUGGGUUGCGCUCCGAUGGGUCAUAUAUUGUACGAUGAGGUCAUGAGGUAUAAUCCCAAGAACCCUUCGUGGUUCAAUCGUGACCGCUUUGUGCUCUCCGCUGGCCACGGAUGCAUGCUUCAGUAUGCUCUUCUACACCUUGCAGGAUAUGACUCCGUCCAGGAAGAGGAUUUGAAGAGUUUCCGUCAAUGGGGAAGCAAAACACCUGGUCAUCCUGAGAACUUUGAGACAAUUGGUGUUGAAGUCACCACUGGUCCACUUGGUCAGGGUAUUUGCAAUGCUGUUGGUUUGGCCCUUGCAGAGAAGCAUUUGGCUGCUCGUUACAACAAGCCUGAUAGCGAAGUUGUUGAUCACUAUACUUAUUGUAUCCUUGGUGAUGGAUGCCAAAUGGAGGGCAUUUCAAAUGAGGCUUGUUCCCUUGCUGGGCACUGGGGACUUGGAAAGUUGAUUGCUUUCUAUGAUGACAACCAUAUUUCUAUUGAUGGUGACACUGAAAUUGCCUUCACCGAGAGUGUUGACACCCGUUUUGAGGGUCUUGGAUGGCAUGUAAUCUGGGUGAAGAAUGGAAACACUGGUUAUGAUGAAAUUCGUGCUGCCAUCAAGGAAGCAAAGACCGUAACAGACAAGCCCACUUUGAUUAAGGUGACUACAACCAUUGGUUACGGUUCUCCCAACAAGGCUAACUCAUACAGUGUACAUGGAAGUGCACUAGGUGCCAAGGAAGUUGAUGCCACCAGGAAGAACCUUGGAUGGCCUUAUGAGCCCUUCCACGUGCCCGAUGAUGUGAAGAAGCAUUGGAGCCGCCAUACCCCUGAGGGUGCUGCCCUUGAAGCUGAAUGGAAUGUCAAGUUUGCUGAAUAUGAGAAGAAGUAUCCAGAGGAAGCAGCAGAAUUGAAGUCUAUCAUUACUGGUGAACUACCUUCUGGUUGGGAGAAAGCUCUUCCAACAUACACUCCAGAGAGCCCAGCUGAUGCCACCAGGAAUCUGUCUCAACAAAACCUCAAUGCUCUUGCUAAGGUUCUCCCUGGUCUACUCGGUGGCAGUGCUGAUCUUGCCUCAUCUAACAUGACCCUUCUAAAAAUGUUUGGUGAUUUUCAAAAGAACACGCCCGAAGAGCGCAAUGUGAGGUUUGGUGUACGUGAACACGGUAUGGGAGCCAUCUGCAAUGGAAUCGCUCUUCAUAGCCCUGGCUUGAUUCCUUACUGUGCAACUUUCUUUGUGUUUACUGACUACAUGAGAGCAGCCAUGAGGAUCUCUGCCUUGUGUGAAGCCGGAGUUAUCUAUGUUAUGACACACGACUCGAUUGGUCUUGGUGAAGAUGGACCAACUCAUCAGCCUAUUGAGCACUUGGCAAGUUUCCGAGCUAUGCCCAACAUUUUGAUGCUCCGUCCAGCCGACGGAAAUGAGACAGCCGGUGCAUACAAGGUGGCUGUCCUCAACAGAAAGAGACCAUCUGUCCUUGCCCUCUCUCGGCAAAAGCUGCCCCAACUUCCUGGAACCUCCAUUGAAGGAGUAGAAAAGGGAGGUUACAUUAUAUCAGAUAAUUCAUCUGGUAACAAGCCUGAUGUGAUUUUGAUGGGAACAGGUUCCGAGUUGGAAAUUGCAGCAAAGGCUGCUGAUGAACUCAGAAAGGAAGGGAAGACAGUUAGAGUCGUCUCUUUCGUUUCUUGGGAGCUUUUUGACGAGCAAUCAGACGAGUACAAGGAAAGUGUUUUGCCUGCGUCUGUAACAGCUAGGGUUAGCAUUGAAGCUGGAUCGACAUUUGGAUGGCAUAAGAUUGUUGGACAGAAAGGGAAGGCCAUUGGAAUUGACCGAUUUGGGGCUAGUGCACCUGCAGGAAUAAUAUACAGGGAAUUUGGCAUAACAGCAGAAGCCGUUAUAGCAGCAGCCAAAGAAGUCUCCUAG
Fraxinus pennsylvanica is the source of this 2298-nucleotide messenger RNA. NCBI's taxonomy places the organism in Eukaryota, Viridiplantae, Streptophyta, Magnoliopsida, Lamiales, Oleaceae. The record is from the annotation of a GenBank genome assembly.